AAUUGUGGUUGAACAGUAACUUUAAUGCAUGUGUACAUAUACACUGAUGUUUUAGAGCCAGACUUUGUAUCUCUGGUAAGGUUGCUUUCCAAUUUAUACAUUCUAUUUUUUCUCUCUUGUGCUAUGAAAGUUUCUGAAAAUGGAUAGGCAGACUAAAACCAAACUUAAUUCCACCCAGAAUUGCAGCUUCUGCUGGGUAACUUGCAUCAAGAUGACAGGUAGAAAGUGUUUAGGACAGAGAAAGUUAAGCAAGCAAGCAACCUAACUCUUGUAUUCUGUUGAGCAGAUACUUUCUGUUGUACCCACGUACAUGGCUAUAGCCAUCACUUCAGUGGGACCAGAAAGCAGAGGGAUGUAAGGUGGGGUAGGAGACAGGGGAAAUGGAAAAUAAGGCAUCUGGGGGUGGCAUCUAAGCAACCUUUCCUCUUCAAUGUUGAAAACAAUCUAUAUAAGUGACUUCAGGUAUGUCUGACCUUUUGUAGGAAGGUAACAUUUUUGACCCUGGUCAUGUACCCAGUGGUUCUUUGCCACUUUUUUUUUUAAACUAGGAACUGUUCUUCAGUGUAGAUAUUGUCUCCUUGAUUAUGUACAUAUUGUCAACAAAAUCCUAUUUUUAAAAGCCUAUUUUCCUCAUUCCUGAAACAACCUAACCUGGUUGACUUGUUGGAGUGCAUUUCAUGCAUUCUUAGUAACAAGCUGAAGGAAACGCCUAGUUCAGUCACAGCUAGGGGGUUCAUGCACACUCCCUGGAUUCUUCUGCAAAGCUGACACGUCCAUGCUGGGAAAGGAUCACAGACGCCACUGCAUACUACAGCAUGACUGUUCAGAGUGUGGAUAGUCUCCCAGUGUGGCUCAAUUGAAGGCAGUAAAAAUAAGCCGGAACUGGAAGUUGUCUUGCCACGACUGUGAGAAGCUUCAGCCCUGCCUCGAGGGAAAACUUUUUCUGAGUAGUUGCCUUCCGUACCUGCCCACCUUCUGGGGAAGAGUUGCCAACCAGGACUGAUGCACUGCUAGUUACUGAAGAUGGAAGCAGAAAGGAAAAACUCUCCAACACUGAGUAAAAGCAAACAGCCUGUGAAAACAGAAUGGGGGUCUCAAAGUGUUGUAUUUACUUACUUUCAAGGGGAUCUUAACAGUGUGAUAGAUGAACACUUUUCUAGAGCGUUAAGCAAUGCCAAGAACCCACAAGAUCUGAGCACAAAGCACAAGAGUAAGGAUGUUACCCUGAAGAAUGAUAGCCACAUGUCUCCCCAUCAGUGGAAUUUCUCUUCUCAUUGGACCAAGUCAUAUCAAUCAUCUCCUGCUACAAACACAUCGAAUUCUGAUCUGAAUUUGUCGGCUGCUGCUACAGAUCACCAUCAGGCAUCAGUUCUGCGGAAUCCUCCUAUUCAGCCUGCAGAGUUGUGGCACUUCCCUUCGAUAGCUAAUCCACAUCUUACUGAUUCAGGAUAUCCUCGCUCCUUGCCUGACCCUCAUAUGGUGCAGGGACCAAUGUCUGAUGGGAAAUACGGUUCUCUUCUUGAUUUUCUGCAACAGGAAAGGUGCCCAGCAUCUAGCCAGGAAUCUAUCGUGAAGCAAAACUCUAACUCAGCCUGUAUUACUGGAUCAGCUAGGUUACAAAAUAUGAGUCAAAGUUUAACUCCUGGGGAAGAAAGGAAAACCAGCUCCUAUCAAAGCCCAGGAAACCCCAGCAUCACUCCUGCCAGUUCAGGUAUCCAGUCUCAGGCUAGAAGACGAGACUUAUACUUUUAGCCAAUGGACAUUUCUGCUUUAUUCCUGGAGAGUUCUUUCUGUGAACUUUUAUAAUUCACAGUUGUGAAUCAGGAGGAAAUAGACCACAGCCAUUCUGUGUUUUUUCCAAUCAGCCAGUUGCAUGACUACACAUGCUAAUAUACUAUUUUGUAAAUGAGAGUGAUUUACUUCUAAGUAAAUAACUUCCAGCCUGUGUGAUUC
Chelonoidis abingdonii (Abingdon island giant tortoise) is the source of this 1953-nucleotide messenger RNA. Lineage: Eukaryota; Metazoa; Chordata; Testudines; Testudinidae. The record is from RefSeq and is a predicted model, not a curated record.